CCGCGCCGGGCGGGCCCAGCUGCUGAGAAAAAUCGGCCGGAGGGGGUGUCUCUUUUCAGUGCACCGCAGGGAAACAGCUGCAGGAAGAAAGAUCGGCCUGGCUGCUCCGCACCACAAGGCGUAGCAGAACAGCAGAGAUAAGUAGAGAGGAUAGAACAGUGAGAGGGCAUUCCGGUGCAGUCUUGCCCCUCGUGGUAAAAAAUCGCCGUUGUAGUCUCCUUUGCCUGCGGGGCUUAGCCGAGGGACUUCCGAUCCGUCUAUCCAUGUCCACCUCGAUCUCUGCAUGUCUGCAAUUCUCCUUGUAGCCUCAAGUGUCGUUGCUUUUUGCACAGGUCCGUCAUGUCCUUUUAGCGGUCCCAAUACCUUUCAAAGCCAUCAUCACUCAAAGCCCUCCUCCAAAUCCUCCCACGAUUUCAAGCGCAGGAUUCUGCCGAUCAGCCAUCUUCGCCGUCAUAUGUGAAGUAAACAAAGAUCAGCGUGGCGGGAGUCCGGCAUCGCUUGCUCCGCUGGAGUACAUAGAAGGGAGGGGGAGAGAGAGAGAGAGAGAGAGAGAGAGAGAGAGAGAGAGAGAGAGAGAGAGAGAGCAGAAAUCAGUGUGGGAGGAGUCCGGCAUCGCUUGCUACGCUGGAGUACAUCGAAGAGAGAGAGAGAGAGAGAGCGAGUAGCAUGAGGAGUCCCUCAACGGCAGCAGGAGAGGCAACGAUGAGUUCUAUGAAGUCAAACCGAGAACUGUCCUACUCUUACGUGCUCAUGGUUCAGCAUUUGAUCGAGCGAUGCCUUGUGAUGUAUAUGGAUCGGGAGGAGUGUGUGCGGGCACUAGCCAAACACGCGCGCAUUAAGCCCGUCGUGACAGCGACAGUGUGGAGAGAGCUGGAGAAAGAGAACAAAGAAUUUUUCGAGGCGUACACGCGGCAGCGAAUCGAGUACCAAUCGAAAGCGUUAUCGUGUAUGCUGGAGAAGGCUACAGCGAAGUUAUGCGCUCAGAAGUUGGAUGACUACACCCCAGGCACUUCUACUCUCUCGCUACAGCUUCGCGGUUCAGCGGCUUUGCGAGAGCUGAGCGCGGAAUUGUCAUCGGCGGGAGGGAAGGAGUACGGCAGUGGACGUUGAUAAACAUGCCGCAUGCAUCGGUCGCCCUCUUCUUCCAUCCUCCUCGUUGUUCUGUUCACGCGGGGGCAUUGUCCGUCUGUAUUCGUUCCAGGAAAGCGCCCCGCUGGUGAUUGGUGGGGUCGGUGGAGGCGGUCGCCCGUUUUUUCUGUUGGAUCUUGGACUGGAGGCAUGGAUACCGGGUAGAUGCCCGAUCGAGCAAUUGAUAUCACUCGCUUACAGUGACUUACUCUCUCACUCACUCAAUCGAUCAGUUAUACCCCGCCUGUGGGUAAAUCUGUCAAUCCGCCAUUCCAAUGUGUAUGUUGCCCGGUCUUCAGGACCAGAGCAGCAGCCGACAACGGCGAACAUCGUCAAGCGAGCUAGCGAACGAUUCGCCUGGGAGUGAGCUUCUUGUAAAUAUGAAGUCUAGAGGAUGAGCCGCUCUGAACGAGCGUGAUUGAUAUUCAUUAAUCAUCCGGGCGCUUUGCCGAGGACACUUCUCGAGGACUUCACGUCUGAACGCGGCCUCAAGCAACGGACAACAGUGAUAACGAUUUCUCUCUCGACGUUAUAGUCAGCCAGCUGCGGAGCUCGCUUUCAGCUCGCUUGCCCCUAUCUAUCAGCGGACAACAGUGAUAACGGUUUCUGUCUCGACGUUAGACGAGGUAGUUGAGCCGCCGAUGCUCUUUUCUUUACAGUUUAGAAUAUAGAGGAGAAUGCCUCUUUGCGCUGAGGAACGCUGUGUCACUCUUCCUUGUGAUCUGGCGUCCAUCUGGCUCUCGCUCUUUUCUCGGUACCAGCGGGGUAUAGCUGUACACUCAGUCGAGAACUGAAAUUGUGCUGAAAUACCGUUCGGUAGCCGGGCUACUGGACGACGACGACCGUUGGAGGCGUUCUCCUUCGGUUUUUGGAAGAUAUUUAUUACUGCUAUUGGCCGUCCUAUCCGCAGCUGAAAAAUAUAACAGGAGUGGGGAACGGGUGGAGGACCGGUGGUUUCUAUAGUCGACUACCCCUCUGCCCCUCUCCCCCCCCUCCUUCCCAAAACUUGGCCGCCCUGUGUGACAAACAGAUUAUCACGAGCACGAUCGGUCAUGACCUUUCGUUUCUGGCUUGUGUGUCACGGGCAGCCUCAGUCACUCGGGAAAAUACAUCGGAAAGAGUGCUCCGUUCGAGAUAUUCGACGUUGCUGCACACAAUAAAGACCUGUACAUUCAAUGUGGUUAACGCGCCGCCGCCUUCUGCUGCGCGGUCAUUCUUUUUCUUGUCGACGGUUUUCUACUGGCGGGGUCUUUUCCACAUCGACGAAUCUACCAUCGAUAGCCUGUUCGCACGUUGGUUCGUCCGUUCAAUUUCUUCGGUUCCACGAAGAUCUACUUUUUGCAGUGGGAAGAUUCUGCUUGUCCUUUCGAUGGACAACAUUGGUCGGUCGGCAACGCUGAUCUCUAUUUUUUUUUCCCCCUUUACUUUUCGUGGGUUGUCUGGAAUUGUAGCGCACAGACAGCUCCAGGAUGAAACACUUGUGCAUUGGAAGAGCCUUAGGAAGUUAGGACGGAACCUUAAAAUUAAUUAUUCUAGGAGGUCAGAGAUAUGACGAGGAGGUGCAGCGAUCGGUAGUCGAAGCUGGAUCGAGAACCUCAUCUUUGAUUCUCCAUUGUUUUAUUCGUCUCUCACCGGCAUCCACUCUGCGUCACCGGUCCGCCCCCCCCCCUCCCCCCUUCCCUUCUCUCCGUCGUGCCACAUGGUGUGCGAUGCCGCAAUACGCAGCUUCGCACGGUGCAUCCCACCUACCCCACACUCCAUCCCUCCCUUUCACAAGGAUAACGCCCACAAGCGCCACGUGCGCUUUGAUAUUCAACCAGAAUCAGACAAGUACCACCUGAAUUUCCGCACUGUUCGCAAGUGGCGGAAGGGUUGGUUAUAAAAUUACAGAAGGGAAUUGUCGGUAGGACUAUAUUCAUUAAGUGUCGAGAUUUAAUCCGGUUGGCAUCCCGGUUAUUGAUUGGACGAGGCUCUGCCCAGGGCAAACAAGCUUGCGUUGGGGACCACAUGCGCUUUUUGUUCUGUUCUAGCAACUCGCUCUAUAAAGAAACAUUGCAUC
Messenger RNA from Chara braunii, 3187 nucleotides. The record is from the annotation of a GenBank genome assembly. NCBI's taxonomy places the organism in Eukaryota, Viridiplantae, Streptophyta, Charophyceae, Charales, Characeae.